Molecule: messenger RNA, 2002 nt
Organism: Chelmon rostratus (copperband butterflyfish)
Lineage: Eukaryota; Metazoa; Chordata; Actinopteri; Chaetodontiformes; Chaetodontidae
Gene: asip1
Product: agouti signaling protein 1
Exons: 4
Coding region: 112-492 (126 amino acids)
Biological process (GO): positive regulation of melanin biosynthetic process; hormone-mediated signaling pathway; melanosome organization
Cellular component (GO): extracellular region
Molecular function (GO): melanocortin receptor binding; neuropeptide hormone activity
Source: RefSeq, a predicted model, not a curated record
AAAAGGGGGGGGCAGGAAAAAGGAAAGCGGCACGUCAUAGGAACAAGAGAAACCGAGAAAGUGAGAACGUGACAGACUGACAGACGGCUGGCCCGGCAACCACAGAGAAAGAUGCAUGCCUUCCUGCUGCUCGGCUGCUUUGUCCUCGCUGUGACAGACUACUUCCUUGGCUCUGCCCACAUGAUUCCUGAUGAGAGACUCUCCACCAACAGGGUCGUUGUAUCUACCGCUCUGUCUCAAAGCCAUGAGACAGACCCCCCUCCUGUAGUUAUUGUAGAGUUGCCUAAACCAGCAAACAAGAACAACAAAAAAAAGAAACAAAAGAAGAACAAAUUUGGCGUGAAGAAGCACCCCCCUCCCCCUGCUAACUGCAUUCCCAUGGGGGGAAGCUGUAAAUCUCCCACCAACGUGUGCUGCGAUGUUUGUGCCUUUUGCCAGUGUCGGCUCUUCAGAACUGUCUGUUACUGCCGAAUGGGCAACCCUCGCUGCUGAACCUCAGCUGCAGCCCGAUCAACCUCCAAGCAAGCAGAACAAAACUUCAUGCUAAAGAAAACCACUCAAAGUGAACACUGUGCCAGGUGAAUCACUUCUAGUCCUUGGUUUGUAACUUUGCCUUAAACUCACUGCAUGAAAGCACUUUAUCACACAAGACUGCACCACAAUGAACCUUCUUAAAAUCUUACAGGGUGUACUGCUUAUAGCACAGCAAAGAAACUCACGAAUAAAGUUUUUAUUUUACUUAGAGCUUUUAGCACGCAUACAUAGGACCUUUGCUCAAGCAAGUUUAUAUAUUGCUUUAUUUUUACACAUUUUUUCAACCAUACUUUAAUUACAAUGGGUAUCAAAUAUUUUAUGAAGCCUUGCACAAUAUUGUUGUGAUAACAGUGUUAUUGUCAGGGCCAAUAUCAACCAUUUCAUGUAAUCUUAAUUAUAUGGAUUCACACAUUGUUAAGUGUCAGAAAAUCCCAGGAAAAAAGCCAAACCAACAACCUGUACGUUUGUCCCUCAGUAUUUUAUGACUUCCUCCAGUUGUCUGUGCUGCUCAGGCCUCAGUCCAGGUUCCAAACUGAGACAUUCAACAUAUAUAUAGCUUCAUUUUCUAAAAAGACUCAGUAAUUUCCUAAAACAAUCUGGCACUGUCAUUUACUCAGUAUAUAUAAUAUAGGAGGUGUGUCUACAGCGUGUCUGAAGUUUAGCCAGCCACAUUUUCUUUUUACCCCUCCAUCAUUUAUUAUCUUGUUUAAUCAGUGAUUUACGUAAGUGUAUCAUCUGUGUCUUGUUACUGAGGAGAAUAAAUUCAGCUCCUUCAGGUUUAAAUCACUGCCUGACUGUUGGGCAGAUACCAAACAUAUUUCCUGGGACCUUCAGGUUUUAGUUUCCAGUAAGUCAGUGCUACAUCGUGAUAAACUCGUGAAUUUGCAGAUCAAUGAUGAAGAAAAUACUGACGACGGUGAGAUGUUAGUGAGAGCUGUGGCCUGACAGGUGGUCGUCAGGAUGGGCUGGAGGAAAGGGAAGGAGGUUGAAUGCACUUUUGUAAACUGCUUUGAAUCAUCUAAAUUAAAUUAAUGUAAAGCGUUUAAAGGAAGUUUAAAUGCUUUGCCUUUUUAAAUGAAGGUUUUAACAAAUCUCAAGUGCCCAUGAGCCACUUGAGAUUUUGUUUUUAAUUUAUGAGAAAGUGUCCUUAGAAAGGACAAGUCAGAGGGUAGAAGUUAUCUUAAAAGUGCCAUGUUUUGUGGUAACCAGAUUUAGGUUUGAUUUAAUCUUUUGACGAAAAUGUUUAUUAUAAGUCAAUUAGCCUUUGAUCAUGUUACUUUAAUGUAAGCGCUUUCUUGCCUGUUUGCGUAGUUUAUUGCACCUGUUUUGUUGCUUUAUCUCAUUGUAUUUCAGCUGAGGUAUGUUAAUUUUUUUUUUAGACAAAAUUACUGGCAGAGACAAAAUGUUACUGAAAUGCAAGAUGCUGCUUAUUCACUAUUUUUGGUGGCAGAAGGUAUUGAUUAACCAA